Messenger RNA from Girardinichthys multiradiatus, 5606 nucleotides. RefSeq names its product purine-rich element binding protein Aa (gene puraa). The record is from RefSeq and is a predicted model, not a curated record. Gene Ontology annotation, cellular component: nucleus. Gene Ontology annotation, biological process: regulation of transcription by RNA polymerase II. Bases 288 to 1145 code for a protein of 285 amino acids. The transcript has 2 exons. Gene Ontology annotation, molecular function: RNA polymerase II transcription regulatory region sequence-specific DNA binding; DNA-binding transcription factor activity, RNA polymerase II-specific; purine-rich negative regulatory element binding. NCBI's taxonomy places the organism in Eukaryota, Metazoa, Chordata, Actinopteri, Cyprinodontiformes, Goodeidae.
GUGUAUCGCUCACCGCGCCACGACUCGCCGUGUCUGGUCCAUCUUGUGAAUCAGGCAGAUGCAGUGUUGUGUGCUGUUAAAGAAGCGGCCCUCCGAGCGUGUGUCCAUGAGUCCUGUGCCUCGUCUCGCCUCCUGCGGCGCGCUGUCGAGGCUGUAAAAGGCUCUCAGCCCCGCAGUCUGAGUGGGAGGGGUGAAAAGAUCUCGCGAGAGCUCCGAGCACGGUCUCAGCUGGCCGUGGCUUUGCAGCAGACGGAGGGAGAAGGCAGGCGAGGCAGGAAGGCACCAUCAUGGCGGACAGAGACAGUGGAAGUGAGCAGGGAGGAGCGGCCACGGGCCCAGGCUUCGGCUCCGUGCACCUAGCGGCAGGAGCGGCGGGCUCGGCUUCCGGGCUCCAGCACGAGACGCAGGAGCUGGCGUCAAAGCGGGUCGACAUCCAGAACAAACGCUUCUAUUUGGACGUUAAGCAGAACGCGAAGGGCCGCUUCUUGAAGAUAGCCGAAGUCGGGGCCGGCGGAAACAAGAGCCGCCUCACACUCUCCAUGUCCGUGGCGGUCGAGUUCCGUGACUAUUUGGGGGACUUCAUCGAGCACUACGCCCAACUAGGACCGAGCAACCCUGGGAUGGUACAGGACGAGCCCAGGCGGGCGCUGAAAAGUGAGUUCCUGGUCCGAGAGAAUCGGAAAUAUUAUAUGGAUCUGAAAGAGAACCAGAGAGGACGAUUUCUACGGAUCCGACAGACCGUUAACCGGGGGCCCGGGUUGGGAUCCACGCAAGGCCAGACGAUCGCUCUGCCCGCACAGGGACUUAUUGAGUUUCGCGACGCUCUGGCUAAACUUAUUGACGAUUACGGCGUAGAAGACGAGCCCGCGGAGCUGCCCGAGGGGUCGUCGUUGACUGUGGACAACAAGCGCUUUUUCUUCGACGUCGGAUCUAAUAAGUACGGCGUGUUUAUGAGGGUGAGCGAGGUGAAGCCCACCUACCGCAACUCUAUCACGGUGCCCUACAAAGUGUGGUCUAAAUUCGGGAAUACUUUCUGUAAAUACUCCGAGGAGAUGAAGAAGAUCCAGGAGAAGCAGCGGGAGAAAAGGGCAUGCGAGAUGCAGCAACAAGAGGAGAUGCAGGCAGACGAUGGAGACGAGGAUUGAUAAUGGAGAAAAACGUGCAGGAGUAAUGAAAAUAACAAGAUAAAUUCAUGUUAAAACUCUACUGUAUAAAGAAAGAAUCUAAAGAUUUUAACUGUAAAGGUUUAUCUCCAAGGGAGCAUCACACUCAGUAUAGGAAACCUCCACAACCUGACAGUUAUGACAUGUUGUCACUCAUCGCUGGAUGUUACCCCCACUUAUCACCAUUAAUACAGUAACAGGCUGCUAAACAAAGUAAUAACAUUAUAUUUGAACAUUGAUUCUUACUUGACAAACAAUAUUGAACGGAGUGUUUAUUUCCCUUAUUAACAGAGAACUUUUGUACCAGUUCAAGCUAUUGUUAAACCAGAAAAGAAAAAAAUAUUUGCAAUGUUCAAAUGGAAAUAGGGGUGGGGGGUCCUUCACAUGUGAGCUAAUGACUUCAGCACAAAAUAGAUACUUUAAUUUUUCAAAAAAAAAAAACUAAGCAAAAUUCCAAAUCUUUGUAAAAGGUUGUCACAUGUACUUGCCAUCCUAUUUACCUUUACCUGUAAGUAGAGAUGUGUUUACACAUAAAGCAUAUACGAGGGCUAGGCCUGCUACGAAAACUGGUUAGAUGUCAUGCAGUAAUAUAAAAAAAGGAAUAUAUAGGCAUUUUCAUGAAAUGAUAUAAGUGCUAUCUUUUUUGUGCAAUAUUCAUUGCAGAUAAAUCGAUUUUUAUGGAACUGUUGUCAACAGCUGUUGACAAGGUUGUUGCUAGAGGCUUUCAAAGAAGUAUAGAUAUUGUAAUUUCUCUUUCUUUUUUUUUUUUUUUUUUUAGCUAAAACUGUUGCCAUGAAGAUGGAUAUAUUAUAGGCUACCAUUCUAUGUCGUCGUUGAUGCAAUGUGUUAAUUUGAAAAGGUACUAUAAGUGUUUUUGAUAGAGGUAAUGCAGUGACAACAUGUAGCAAUUUGCCCCAUUUGCAAAUGAUUUAGUAAGACUCACGCCCUUACACACGAGCUGUGUUAAUUGGCCCCGUUUAAAUGCAGAGAAGCAUUGAGUGAAAGCAGAGAUGCACCAAUCACGAUUUACAGCAUUCUUUGAAAUCCGACCAGCUCAUUUUUUUUGGUUUGCCCUUUAGGCCAUAAUAAUAAAGUAGUAUAAAAGUGCUGCAGUUUAUGAGCUCGUAGUUUUCAUCAGACGUUGAAGGUAUUACACGUUUUAUUUAAUUUUUUUGUACGUUCCCAAAUUAUUAUUUAAAUCAACGUAAAUGCAGUUUGUUAAUACGUUUAUUGCCAAAAAUGGUGAGAGCUCUUAAUUUUGAUGCAUGUAAUGAAUAGAAAAGGUGUUUAUUUUAUGACUUGCUGAUAAGCAGUCAGCUGAUCGAGGCAAAUUCGGCCGAUUCCGAUCGAUUGUUUGGUGCGUCUCUAGACUAAACAGAAGCUUUUGUCGUCCUGUUUCGUCAUAACAGUGGAGAUGCAUGAAUCAGGCUUUUCUUGGCCAAUACCGUUUUCUUUAAGCUCUGACAUGCUGAUUCCAAUUCUGACCAUUUCUUAUUUUUGUUUUAUUUUCUAAGGACUAGAAUAUAAAAGAGGAAUAAAUGCCUCAGCUUCUUUGAGUUAUAGUUUUGAAUCCAACAUAAAAGGAAGAAAUGACAAGAGCUGUGUUUCAAAGCAAAUGUCCCCUAAUAUUUAUCAGAUUUAUCUAUUUAUUAUUAAACAAAAAAGUGAAUCAAAGUACAUGUUGUUGGUUGAUGCAUUAUAGACCGAAAAUGGUGGAAGUUCUUAAUUUAGAUGCAUUUAAUGAACAGAAAAUAAUCAGAUGUUUCAAUAUUUGACGCAUCGAUCACAGAUCAGCCAAUCGGUGGAAAAUUGUCCGAUUGGUGCAUCUCUACCCAAAACAAUGACUUUUUUGUGACCUUGUGUUAUAAACCUAAAGAGGCAUAUAUUUCUGGUUUGCAUUGUCUGACCUGCCGAUCAUUUCUCAUUUUUAUAAUCUUGUUAUUUAAGGACCAUAACACUUAGGAGUGAAACAAAACGGUACAAGUUCUUUGAUAGAUGUAGUUUUGAAUCCUGCUAAAAAAGCAGAAAUGACAUUAUUCCUAUUUAGGUUCCUGUGAUAUUUAAUAGGCCCACACUUGCCUCAAAGUAUGUGUUAUUAGUUGUUAGAGGGCAAAAUUGAUUGGGUAAUUGAUUGGUGCAUCUCUACCUGAAACGGCAAGUUCUUGUUAUCUUGUUAAGUCAUAAAAGUCUAAAUGGUGCCAAGGAGCGCUGUUGCUGCAUGUUAACCUGCACUAUGUGAGAGGUUUCAUUGUCUCCCAAAAUAUCACGAUUUAUGACCCUUUUGUAUGUCUGCCUAUGAAGUACGAAUCUCAAGUUAGAGCACCUAGUGGUUCCUAUCCAAAUGCUUUGGCGUAGUUACAAUGGAAGAUGUUUCAGAAAAGAGGUUGCAAAUGGCAAUCAGAAGAUCAGUUUUGGUUUAGCGGGAGCACAUUACACCCCCCCCCCCCCCACCCCCUCCACACCUGGCUCAGCUGAGGGGGUCCAAAUAACUUGUUGGUGGCUGUCAAAGCUUAUAACUAAAAGUUGUAAGCCUGAGGGGUUAUUUUGGAUGCACGCUUGCAGCUUUACUUAAGAUUUAUAAGCCCAAAUAUCUGCCUGGGGGCGAUUGAGGGCAAUCUGAUCUAAAUGUACAUAGUUGGGCUGCCACUUGGUAAAAAGACUGGCUCUGGAACCAGUUCAGUCGCAUCUCAUAGAUGUUCGAUAGCAGUUUUGUAAACUCUUGUCAGUAAACUCCAGAGAAACUGGCAACAAUCAGAUUAUUUCAGAUUUACCUCAUCUUUGAUUUAACUGAUUGCUCCCACCUUCCAAUUGACUGGAAACCAGCAAAACUUGACUGUCUUUUCUUUGACCAACUUAUUUCCGGGAUCCUCUUGUUUAAGCCUAAACAACACCUGUACGGGGGAGCAUCCACCUCAGCAUAUAAAACAACCCGGUGCCUUACACACUCCGCAUGCUUAUACGCUGGCCUGGUGCUUUGGAUCGCAGUUUUGGCUUUUCUUCAUCUUCUUCCAGUUUUGCGUCUCGGCCCCCUUGUGUGCUAGCGCACGACUUGUGGUGCUAAAAGGGUUUGCUGCAAACCCAGGGAGCAGAAUUCUUAACUCUUUUUCUGCUGCCUUCCUUUCUUCCCUAUAACUCCAAUGCCAUCCCUAUUUAGCCAUCCAGGUAUCGGCCUACAUGUAAACAUGGACGGGGGUGGUCACCUAGAUGCAGGAGGAUGCAGAGGAGCAGGCCUGUGUCUCGCUGAGCGAGGGCUAAUUGUGUAAAAUAGGAGCUUGAUGGAAAGCCCCCCCCCCUAACUUGAAACGCAAAUUUUCCAACAAAACAGUUGUGUGGCAGUCAAACAGGAAAGUGAGCAUAAUUCUUUUUUUUCUUUAUAUAAUUUAAAUGUAACUACCUUUUCAGCAUUAUUCCACUUUAUUUGCAAUGUUUUUGCCCAUAAAAGACAUAUAUCUAUUUUAUUUUUGUUUCCCUGUGCAACAUUUUAUCACUGUGUGCAAUAUCGUAUGUGCCAAUGAUGGCAAUAUAUGUAUAUCAAUUAAAUAUAUGAUUAUUAUUUGAAAAGUAUGUGACUGAAUUCCAUGUCUUUUUCUCAUGAAGGAGUCGUACGCCUUUAUUUGCACUCGAAGCUCAACCCUGGAGAUAAAAAAAUAAAUAAACUAGCGGAAACCAAGGUUCUUCGCAGCCUGUUGGGUCAAGUGGUGCAUAUAUGUGCUUAAACUUGAAACACUACAUCCUUGCUGGUAGUAUGCCCCUCUGUAAGAAAAGGGUCGAAUGGUUCCUGUGGGUUGAUGAAGGUAGACUUUAAACAUCCAAAUGGAGGUUUUGAUUUUUAUUUCUUGUUUUAAUUGAAAAAAGAAGAAAUCUCCAUUUUUAGCUUUAAGCUAAGAAAAGGUGCUUUAGUCCAAUCCUCAUUAAGAUAUAUGGUAAACUGUCUUCAGUGGUUGUUGUGUGUAGCACUUUGCUUUUCCCAGGUUAAUGAAACGCCUGACCAAUACUUGUUUAAACAUGAUCUCAACAAAGAAUGUCGUUUGUUCUCUCUCUCUCCUAUGUUGCCUCUUUUUUUGUUCAGAGGGUAUAUAUGAUUUGCGCAUUUGAUGCAUUAAAUAUAAUUUAUGUACAUUUGACAAAUUACAAAAGAAGAAGAAUACAUUUAUUUCUCCCACCGAGGGGGAAAAAUAUCUACAUUCAAAAUGUAUGUUUUUUGUGUUUUGUUUCCUGUGCAGGAGAGGUGGGGAGCAAGAAAAAGUUUAUUUUUGAUGUAGUGUUGUCUACAAUGUCUGAAUCUGCGUUUGCGUUGAUACUAAUUACGAAAGCUUAAUUUUACAGCCUCCAACAUGCAAACCUUUCAACUAUUUAAUGACUUGUGUCUUCUUGGAAAAUUUCAAAGUACUGUAUAUGUAAUAAAUGCCAGGCUGUAAAAUAAAGCAUUACUCUGUUCUCUAA